Striga hermonthica is the source of this 699-nucleotide messenger RNA. The record is from the annotation of a GenBank genome assembly. NCBI's taxonomy places the organism in Eukaryota, Viridiplantae, Streptophyta, Magnoliopsida, Lamiales, Orobanchaceae.
AUGUCGUCCCGAGCUCCGAUCUCGCCGGGGAAGAAGGCCUCUGCUGGUGAAGAGGCGACAGACGCACAAUUGCUGGAAACGAGGGUUAGGGAAUUUUGGGGAAAGAAGUUAGAGAGAGAGAGGGUCGUCAAUUUCAAAAUCACGACGAGCUUGGUCUCACACUCAAAGCUUCAUAUAGCCAUGGAUGAGGAUAUGUCUAAUUCACUGCGGAGGAUGUCCAUGCGAACUCGUAAGGUUGCUCCUAAAAUGGCUGCGGCACUCGCAAGCAGUGAUAAUCGGACUCAGGCAAUGCUUGCUCGUCUUGAAGCUUUGGAGAAUGAUAAUGCUGGCCUGGAGACGGUGCAAGUUGACGAGGAUGACGAAGCCUCCCUUGAUGAUGAUGAUCAAGCGUACCUGAAAAAGCAAAGCAAAAGCACAAAACGUAAAACACGUCAAGCAAAAGCACUUGAGAAUGCCAAGAAGGCCCCAAGAACAUUCCUUGAGCUCUUGCAGGAGGCUAACCUGGAAUCAUUGCCUCCUCAUGUACCGACUUACUUGAGAGCAGCUGUUGGGCCCCCGAGUUCCACAGCUCGUCGCCAUUUCUGUACAGUCUGCGGGUUCUCUUCAAACUAUACGUGCGUGCAGUGUGGGAUGCGGUUCUGUUCAGUUCGGUGCCAGAAUAUCCAUAACGAUACACGUUGUCUGAAGUUUGUUGCUUGA